UGCAGUUCUGGGCCUCCUCCUCCUCCUCCUUCAGGAAGUUCAGCAGCGGUAUUUAAAUCGCGCGCAGCAGCAGCAGCAGCAACACUUUUAGAACGGGACAUCGCGCGCGCAGAGGCAACAGACCCUCGACCCUGACAGCAAAGAUGCCGAGGUCCUUUUUAGUGAAGAGCAAGCGUGCUCACAGUUACCACCAACCUCGCAGCCUGGAGGACGACUACAUCCGUCUCGACGCUCUGCUGAUGCACACCUACACAGAGAUCCAGGCCGAGCCGGACUGCUGCGAGGACGUGAGUAAACGUGUAGGUCGAUGCUCGCCUGAAGGCAGCGCUGUGUGUACGGCCGAACAUAAAGCUCAGCACUCGGCGCUCAGCUGCGAGGGAAGUGUGUGCGAUCCGCCGACGGGAUUCGAGGACCCCGUAUGGAGACCAGCGUCCCCGUCUUCUUCUCCAGAUGUGGACGAAUUUGCGCUGCCGUCCCCAGACGAUAUCCAACCCUUCGACCUGACUUUCCGCCCCUGCCCCUGGACUCACACCCAUUCCGAGCUCAGGCGCCUCGUUAGACCGUUCCAGCGGAGUCAUGUGGCAGGCGAGACUCCGCCCAUCGAAGUUUACGGCUCCACAGAGAGGAUCGCCGAGGCCUUCUUCUCCAACCGCUCCAUGUUCCGAGGGUUUACUCAGGAGGAGUACAGCUCACUGGCUUCAGAUCUGUUGAAAAGCCGUACACGAGGAUACUACACCGAUUUCAAGGCCGUGAGACCCGUGGACGGAGAGAUCAAACCUCGUUCUGACGUCUUGUGCACGCGGCUGCAGGUCAGCGGCUCUUACAAGUGUGUCAAAUGCACUAAGGUGUUUUCUACGCCUCACGGGUUAGAGGUCCACGCCCGGCGCUCGCACAGCGGCACGAGGCCUUUCGCGUGUGAGCUGUGCGGGAAGACGUUCGGUCACGCCGUCAGUCUUGAACAGCACAAAGUCGUCCACUCGCAAGAGAGGAUUUUCAGCUGUAAGAUCUGCGGGAAAAGCUUCAAGAGAUCGUCCACUCUGUCCACACACCUGCUGAUCCAUUCGGACACGCGGCCGUACCCCUGCCAGUACUGCGGCAAGAGAUUCCACCAGAAAUCCGACAUGAAGAAACACACCUUCAUCCACACGGGUGAAAAGCCGCACAAGUGUCAGGUGUGCGGGAAAGCGUUUAGCCAGAGCUCGAACCUCAUCACGCACAGCCGCAAACACACCGGCUUCAAACCGUUCGGCUGCGACUCGUGCGGAAAAGGUUUCCAGCGCAAAGUGGACCUGAGGAGACACAGAGAAACGCAGCACGGCCUGAAAUAAACCACGCUUCCGUUUCAUUCCAUGUUCUUUGUACUGAAAACACUAAAGAGCACAUUUAGACUGUUAAUACUAAAGAAAAGCUUUGUUUAUUAACUUUUAUGUGUUUAUUAAAACUUUAUUUAUAAAAUUCUUGUGUUUAGACGUUUAGGUGAAGCCACACUUUUUUUUUUUUUUUGGAUAAAUAAAAGUUCCUUCCCGGGUUCCUGUUGUUUUCUGUUCACACCGUUCGUGUAGGUUGUUCUGUUGAAGCGGGACAGAAUAAAGUGUGGUGUUGGUGGAACACUGGGCUUUACGUGUUUAUAAGCAGGUCAGAGGAACCUCGAACAUCUCACAGCUGCUUAUAAAGCAAACUUUCACACGCGACACAUUUAUCCGAGAGCUGUGAGAGCAACGGGUUAAUAAUCACGCCGAACAGAUUUACUCGUUUCCUGAUCGCUCACGAUCGGCUUUUUUUGGUUGUUGUUCAUGUCUCGUUGUUUGAUUAAAAUUAAAGUUUCAAAUGAAAAA
Molecule: messenger RNA, 1835 nt
Organism: Silurus meridionalis
Lineage: Eukaryota; Metazoa; Chordata; Actinopteri; Siluriformes; Siluridae
Gene: gfi1aa
Product: growth factor independent 1A transcription repressor a
Exons: 7
Coding region: 144-1328 (394 amino acids)
Cellular component (GO): nucleus
Source: RefSeq, a predicted model, not a curated record